Molecule: messenger RNA, 1266 nt
Organism: Paraphaeosphaeria sporulosa
Lineage: Eukaryota; Fungi; Ascomycota; Dothideomycetes; Pleosporales; Didymosphaeriaceae
Product: isovaleryl-CoA dehydrogenase mitochondrial precursor
Exons: 3
Coding region: 1-1266 (421 amino acids)
Biological process (GO): L-leucine catabolic process
Molecular function (GO): flavin adenine dinucleotide binding; 3-methylbutanoyl-CoA dehydrogenase activity
Source: RefSeq, a predicted model, not a curated record
AUGUUCGCCCGGAGCGUGCGACAACUGAGCCAACGUCAUCCGCGUACGUUGUUCGUCGCCGGGAGACGACAUGCUUCAACGAAGCAUCCCAAAGGCUUCGUGCCACCUACACAGGCAGAUUUGGAAGAGCUAAGGGCGAGCGUACAGGAAUUUGCGAGACGAGAAAUCCCCGAAGAGCUCGCGCAGAAGACCGACCAAAUAAAUGAGUUCCCGAACGAGAUGUGGCGAAAGUUCGGGGAAGCAGGUUUCUUAGGUCCUACAGCCGAUGAAGAGUACGGCGGAUUGGCCAUGGGAUACCAGGCACACUGCGUGAUCUUGGAGGAGUUGAGUCGCGCGAGCGGAAGCAUCGGGCUCUCAUACGCGGCACACUCCCAGCUUUGCGUGAAUCAGCUUUCUCUCAACGGCUCCGCAGAACAGAAGGCGAAGUACCUCCCCGGCCUGAUCUCUGGCGAACACGUUGGCGCGCUGGCAAUGAGCGAGCACUCGGCAGGUUCCGACGUCGUGAGCAUGAAGACCACAGCCAAAGAGGUGGACGGCGGCUACAUUCUCAAUGGGACAAAGAUGUGGAUCACCAACGGCCCGGACGCACACACAAUCGUCGUCUACGCCAAGACCCAACCCGACGCUGCCUCCAAAGGCAUCACUGCCUUCAUAGUCGAGACCAGCGCAAAGGGCUUCUCGGUCGCGAAGAAGCUCGACAAGUUUGGCAUGCGCGGCUCCAACACAGGCGAGAUCGUCUUCGAGGACGUUUUCGUACCCAAAGAAAAUGUUCUGGGCGAAGUGAACAAAGGCGUGCGGGUGCUUAUGGAAGGUCUCGAUCUCGAGCGGUUGGUACUGUCUGCCGGGCCCCUCGGUCUCAUGCAGGCCUCGCUCGACAACGCAUUGCCCUACACACAUCAGCGCAAGCAAUUCGGUCAGCCUAUCGCGCAUAACCAGCUUAUCCAGGGCAAGCUCGCAGACAUGUACACGAAGUACCGCGCGUCGUCAGCCUUCACGUAUUCUGUGGCUAGACACAUCGACGAAUCGCAUGAGAACCCAGACAUUAAGACGCAGGAUUGCGCGGGCGCGAUCCUGUAUGCGGGUGAGAGGGCGAGUGAAGUUGCCGCCGAUGCGGUGCAGUUAAUGGGUGGCAUGGGAUACAUGAACGAGGUUCCGGUGGGGAGGAUACUAAGGGACGCAAAGCUGUAUGAAAUCGGGGCGGGGACAAGCGAGGUAAGGAGGAUGGUUAUUGGGAGGGCGUUUAACAAGGAGUACAAGGACGCGUAA